Messenger RNA from Peromyscus californicus insignis, 3864 nucleotides. Its product is annotated as zinc finger protein 665-like. Gene Ontology annotation, biological process: regulation of DNA-templated transcription. Gene Ontology annotation, molecular function: DNA-binding transcription factor activity, RNA polymerase II-specific; RNA polymerase II cis-regulatory region sequence-specific DNA binding. NCBI's taxonomy places the organism in Eukaryota, Metazoa, Chordata, Mammalia, Rodentia, Cricetidae. The record is from RefSeq and is a predicted model, not a curated record. The transcript is spliced from 4 exons. The coding region runs from base 162 to 1541 and encodes 459 amino acids.
AAACCUCGCGGGCUUUCUCUGGAGCCUGCCAUCUUGAACGCCUUUGGGAGCUUCUGGUCCUGUGCUGCAGAGGCGCAGAAGUUUUUGGGUUCCUUGUCGCCCUGUGACCUGUUCCCCGCGUGGCGGUCCCAGAUAGUCACGGAUACCUCGGAAGCCAGGAGAUGGACCUGAUGACAUUUGGUGAUGUGGCCAUUCAUUUCUCUCCAGAAGAAUGGGAAUGUCUGGACUGUGUUCAGCAGGACUUAUACAGGGAUGUGAUGGUGGAGAAUUACAGAAACCUGCUCUCUGUGGUGGUCUCUUCUCAUUAUACCCAAUACUUUUCAUCGAAGGAGAACAUAAAGCGUUCAUUCCAAGAAGUACUAAGAAGACAUGAACAGUGUGGCAUUGACAGUUCACAUUUAAGGAAAACGUGGGAAAGUGACUCAAAAGAUCUUCAUCUGAGUUCCCACCUUCAAGACAAGGCUUACAAAUGUAAAGAAUGUGGUAAGGCCUUUGAUAGUUGUUCAUAUCUUAAUGUGCACCAGAGAAUUCAUACUGGAGAGAAACUCUUUGAAUGCAAAGAAUGCGACAAAGCCUUUAUUGAUUGUUCAGCCUUUACUUACCACCAGAGAAUUCAUACAGGGGAGAAACCUUACGAAUGUAAAGAGUGUGGCAAAACCUUUAACAAACGUUCAAACCUCAGACAACAUCAGAGAAUUCAUACUGGAGAGAAACCUUACAAAUGUCAAGAUUGUGGCCGAGUUUUUAACCAAAGCUGGCAUCUUAGUCAACACCGGAGAGUUUAUGUUGGAGAAUGUGGCAAGUCCUUUAUCAAGUGUUCCACUCUUAGACGACAUCAUGCCAUUCAUACCGGAGCAAAGCCCCACAAGUGUAAGGAGUGUGGUAAGACCUUUGUUCAUAUUUCAAAUCUUAAUGAACACCAAAACAUUCACACUGGUGAGAAGCCAUUCAUAUGUAAAGAGUGUGGCAAAGCCUUCAGCAAUGGUUUAAGCCUGAAACGACAUCAUGUAAUUCAUACUGGAGAGAAGCCCUACAAGUGUAAAGAGUGUGAGAAAGCCUUUACUCAGAUUUCAAAACUUUGUGAGCAUCAGAGAGUUCAUACUGGUGAGAAGCCCUAUAAAUGUGAAGAAUGUGGCAAAGCCUUUCACAAAUGGCCAUCAUUUAUGUACCACCAUCGAACUCAUACAGGAGAGAAACCCUAUGAAUGUAAAGAGUGUGGUAAAGCUUUUACCAAAGGCUCGGAUCUCAGAAGACAUCACAGAGUUCAUAGUGGAGAGAAACCCUACACAUGUAAAGAGUGUGGCAAAGCUUUUACCACAAGCUCAAGUCUUAGAAAGCAUCAUAGAAUUCAUACUGGAGAGAAGCCCUACAAAUGUGGACAGUGCAACAAAGCCUUUAGACGUUGUUCACACCUCAUUGUACAUCAGAGAAUUCAUACUGGAGAGAAGCCCUACACGUGUAAAGCAUGUGGCAAAGCCUUUUCCAGAUCUUCAAUCCUUAGGCAUCAUAACAGAAUUCAUACUAGAGGGAAGCGUUCCUGAUGUAAAGAUUAUGGCAAGCUGUGUGCGUGUGUGCAUGCAUUCACAUGUGUAUGCAUAUGCACAUGUGUGCACAUGCAUGAUGGCAUGUGUGGAAUUCAGAGGUCAAUAUUGGUUGUCUCUAUUGCUCUCUGCCAUUUUAUUUUUUUAAAUUACAUUAAACAUUUUGUUUUGUGUGUUAAUGUGUAUGUGUGGGUGUGCAUGUGACAUGGUUUGUGUGUGGAGGUUAGAGGAUAAUUUGGGGGUUGGUUAUCUCCUUCCAACAUGUGGAUCCUGGGGAGCUAACUCAGGAGGUCAGGCUUGGUUGCAGAUGCCUUAGCUGCUGAGCCAUCUUGCUGACCUCACUUUAGUUUUUGAUACAAGGUUUAAGAUUCUCCCCACUCCCCACCGAGACAGGUUUUCUCUGUGUAGCCCUGGCUGUCCUGGAACUCACUCUGUAGACCAGGCUAGCCUCAAAUUCACAGAAAUCCACCUGCCAAGUGCUGGAAUUAAAGGUGUGUGCCACCACCACCUGACUAAAUUUUUAUUUUUAAAAAGAUUUUAAAGGAUUUUUAUCUAUGUAAGUGUUCUGCCUGUAUGAGUGUCUGUACAUUACAUGCACUGCCCACAGAGGCCAUAAGAGGUCAUCAGAUCCCCUGGAAUUGAAGUUACAGACAAUUCAUAGUGUCAUGUGGGUGCUGGGAACCAAAUCUCAGUCUUCUACAAGAGCAAUAAUAAGUGCUCUUAACCAGUGAGCCAACUCUCCAGCCCUGUCUUUAAAAAUUUUAAAUUUAUUUAUUUAUAUGCUUAUAUGUGUGUGCACAUACAUGUAUGUUCAGAGGUUAGAGGGCAACUUGCAGGAGUCAGUUCUUUCUACCAGUGGGUCCCAGGGAUUGGACUUAAAGGUUGUUAGGCAUGGUGGAAAGUAUCCUUAUUCUGAGUUAUCUCCCAAGUCCCGAGACAGACUUUCUUACUGAGCCUGGAGUUCAUUGAUUGGGACCAGCAAGCCCUCAGAAUUUUAAUUUUCUAAGUCUCCUAGUGCUAGAGUUACUCAAGUUGUCCUGCCAUACCCAGCUAGUUUUUUUUUUUUUUUAAUUUAUUUUAUGUGCAUUGGUGGUUUUGCCUGCAUGUUUCUGUGUGAGGGUAUCAGGUUUUGGAGUUACAGACAGUUAUUAGCUGCCAUGUGGGUGCUGGGAAUUGAACAUGGGUCCUCUGGAAGAGCAGUAAGUGCUCUUAGCUGCAGAGCCAUCUCUCCAGCCUUUGCUUGUUUUUAUUUAAUUAAAAAUUUUGUUUUUUUUUUUUUUUUGAGACAGACUGUCUGUAAUUCUGGCUAUUCUAGAACUCACUGUGUAGAUCAGGUUGGCUUUGAACUCACAGAGAUCUACUUGCCUCUGCUUCCCUAGUUCUGGGAUUAAAGGCAUAUCCCACCAUGCCUGGCUUAUGCCCAGUUUUUGAUAUGAAUGAUGGGGGUCUGAAUUUGGGUCCUCAUGCUUGAAGAGCAUCCACUUGCCCCAUUGAGCCAUCCCCUCAGCCUGCUGGCAGUUUUUUUUUCUUUUUAAACACAAUUUAUUUAUGUGUAUGGGUGUUUUGUCUGAAUGCAUGUCUGUACAUCACAGGCUUGCCUGAUAGACACACUGUGAAGGCCAGAAGAGGGUGUCAGACCUCCUGGGACUGAAUUACAGACAUUUAUCACCUGCCAUUUGGUUGCUGGCCACCAUCUGUUUAGCCAUCUCUCCUGCCCCGUGGCAAAGUUUUUAUUGAAAUGUCAAACAUAUUUAAUAGAUAAUUCAUGCUAUAUGCAAAUAUUAUAGAUGUAAUGAAUGUGGGAAGGCCUUGGUCCAAAAUAUGUAUCUCAGAGAAUAGUCAAAAUAUUUACAUUGGAGAAAACAAUUUUUAAAUAAAUAUAAUUACUUCUGUGUGUAUGUAUAUGUGAUUGUAUGUAUAUAUGUAUGUAUUAGAGGUCAGCUUGGGGGAGUCAGUUUUUCUUCCUCCAUGUGGGUUCUAGGGAUCAAACUCAAGUCAUCAGGCUUGGUGGCAGGUGCCUUACCAGAUAGCCUUCUCACUCCAGUGCACCAAUGUAUAGUAUAGUAACACCUUUUCAAACUUCAGGUUUUAGUGAAUGUGAAAGAAUCAUGUUGGGAAGAAAUCCAAUAUAGAGAGGAUGCAUGGCAGCCUUUUAUUUGCUUAAGUUGUACAUCAUUAGUGUACUCAGAGCUAUGAAUAGUGAAGAUAACUCCUGUUUGAAAAGAUAACAUUUCUUAUAAAUUCAAACUUCAUGGAAACAAGAACUCAUAACUUGUGCAUAAAAUAAUGUAUCUUGUUUGACUAAUUCUGCAGAGCUUUUAGC